Molecule: messenger RNA, 1234 nt
Organism: Chroicocephalus ridibundus (black-headed gull)
Lineage: Eukaryota; Metazoa; Chordata; Aves; Charadriiformes; Laridae
Gene: STARD6
Product: StAR related lipid transfer domain containing 6
Exons: 7
Coding region: 68-700 (210 amino acids)
Molecular function (GO): lipid binding
Source: RefSeq, a predicted model, not a curated record
CGGGGAGACGGGAAGGCGGGAAGGCGGGGCUGGGGGCAGUUCUCUCCGCGCCGCUAAGGUGAGAUAAAUGGACUAUAAGAAAAUUGUGGAUGAAGUUUCAGAAAAAAUUUUAUCAUACAGUCAAGAUACUUCAGGAUGGAGAGUGAUAAAAGUUUCAAAAAAUGUUACGGUUUCUUCAAAGCCUUCAAAAGAGUAUGCAGGAAAUAUAUACCGUGGAGAAGGCAUAAUUAAGGAAGUCCCUAGUAAAAUUAUUCCUUUUAUGUAUCUUCCUGAAUAUCGAAACAAAUGGGACAAAGCGUUACAAUCUUACAAGCUGUUAGAAAGGAUUGACCAGGACACUGGUAUAUACCACAGUGUAACGCACAGUUAUGGUAUGGGACUGAUUUCAUCCAGAGAUUUUGUUGACCUGCUGCAUGUUAAACCAUACCCUGGCGAUAUCCUUACAACUAACUCUAUUAGCGUGGAGUAUUCCAGCUGCCCUCCAACUCCCUCUUGUGUCCGCGGCUAUAACAAUCCCUGUGGAUAUGUGUGUUCACCUUUGCCUGAGAAUCCAGAGCACUCUAAGCUAGUUGUAUUUAUUCAGCCAGAAUUAGGAGGAAUGCUUCCCAGUUCUGUAGUGGAGACAGCAUUACCUACUACUCUCAUAAACUUAAUCACUGAAACCAGAGCCGGACUGAAAGGCUUGAAAGACCAUAAUUAAACGUAAGUGGAAAAUAAUAAGCACUUAAGUCAUGCAUCUUUUACUUGGAUUCAUUUUUAAAGUAGAGGAUGAAGUUUAUCUUAAUUGUGGUUUAUGUGGAAAUGUAUGAAGCUUAACCUAACUGUUGAAAUGGUGAAUGCCGGUUUUCUCCGUUCUUUGGAAUGAUGCAAGAAUCUACACUGAAGUGCCAUCAAAAUAUGGGAUGUCGCUUUCAAUGUAAUCAGGUGAUGUUUUGUAAUACUUUUGCACUUUAUAUGGAGAGUAAAAAUAUAUAUAUAUAUAUACACACACACACGAGAAUCUGGUGAUACAACUUAUAGCAAUGUUAAAACACAGUAGUCAAAAUAUUUUGCCAUAGCUUUAAACAAACUUUGAUAAAUUCUUACCUCAAUUAUGUACUCGUCACUGAAACAAGCAAACAUCUUGUGUACUAGAGAUUUUAAACAUUUAUUACUAUAAGUGUGGAAGUGUAAUUAGCAACUAUUUCACUGUUUUGGAAUUAAGUAUUUGAAGAAAAGCCUGAUUAAUUUGUAU